AUGUCUGGUGGCAAGCGCGCCAUGGUCGUGUCGCCCCUGGAGUUGAGUCAAGCCGGGCGAAUGAAUGCGACGAGUCGCCUGUUGGGACGAGUCGUCGGGAUUGAGGUCACUGAUCUGCUGUUUUCCUGUUACAUUCUGUGUGGUCCGACGCGUAAGCACUUGGUUCAGGUUGAAGCUUGGCGGGAGUUGCUGGUUCCGGCAACAAAACUCUUCGAAGAAGGUAAGCUGGUGUCGAUCACGAAGGCUACGCUCGCAGUCCGCCGCAGCGACAAGAAUAAAUUCACCUUGUCUGGGUGCCGCUGGAUGAUUCGGUUCGACAAACUUAUGGAAGUGCAAUCUGCAGAUUGCGACAAGGCGGAACCAGUGCCGGAUUGGCCAGGCAAAACGGCGACGGACAUCCCACACCGGCCUCCAAGCUCGACCUUGGAAAUGACCGCUUGUCUGCCAGAGUGCGCAGUGACAGUCGUGGCACGCGUGGUAGAGAUCCGUCAGAAGGAAAAUAAAGAGCAACCCGACAAGAGCUUCGUGAAAGCCGUUCUACAGGACUGCAACGAGAAUGGUGAGGUGUAUCAGGCGGACUUAAUGGCUUGGCAACCUGAGUUUCGGGAAACCAUGCGGAUCGCUCUACAGCCGGAUGGCGUAUACGAAAUCUCGCCGGUACUUGUCUCGUCGGAGCAACAAAGCUUUUCUUUAAAAUGGAUUAAAAAAACGACGGCCAGAAGCUUGCACGGCACUGCUGAAGCACGAAUGCUGGAAAAUCAAAAGAGUACUGCAGCUCGUGCCAUACAAAACUUGUCGGAACAGAAAAAAACGGGCGUGGGCCGCCCCGACCCUAGUACGCGGUCGGCAAAACUGGUGGCCGCCAGCACUCUGGCAGAGUUCAUCCCAGAAAAAGGCCUCCUGAAGACGACUCCAGACGACGUGUGGGAAUUACCGUGCUCGAUGAUCCUAGACAUUACCGCUUCUGGGGGGGAUCUCUGGACGUAUGUGGGCUGCUCUGUUUGUCACAAGCGAGAUGCUGCCUGCAGCCAUGGAGGGGCAACCCGCCCUUGCUACAGUGGACUUUUGCACGUCAGUGAUCACACAGCUACGGUGGAAGUCAAGUUCUGGACGGACCAAAUAGAUCAACUUAUGCAAGCCUCUGGAUGGCAAGAACCGAUCACGGACAUGGACGCGGCUGACCGCUUCGUGGCUGUGCUGCGAACAAAGUAUUGGAUGACCAGAUGCACCAUUGUUGAAAAACCUGCAUUUCAGAGUCGAGCAGCGAGAAAUCGAUUGCAACUGGUUCAUGUCGAAGAAAGAAAGUCUGAUUUUGUGGGCACAAGUAAACCUUUGUUUUCCUUACGGAGUCCAAACAGUCGACCGGGCGUGCCUGCCAUUCUUUUCCGAGAGGUGCAAGUCGACGCGGCCGGACAAGUCCUCGGGCAAGACGGUCGGGAACUGCAUUUCGCUGAAUUUCUGGUGCAGCUCCGCGGCGAGCCCAUGCAGGACGGUAAAGAUACCGACAAAGGUGUUCGCAUUUCCUUCCACUGUGAAGACAUCGGCGACUUGCAAAGCACGCACUCGGAACUUUUUUGGGUGCUGAGCAUGCAAGACAUGCUCAAGGUAGCUCGUUUGCAGAGCGAUUCACUACUACGGGUCGUUGCUCAACCACAGACGCAAGGCAGACAAGUCGCUCGUUGGCAAGUUUUCCUUUUCGCAGCCAUCUCGAAACAUGAUAUCGAUGCAUGGCGACAACGGAAAGCAUGGCAAAGAAACAGCCCAGGGGACGAAAAGAAGAAGCGGGCAGCCGAGCAGAUAGCGCUUGCGACGCCCAAUAGCAAAUUGACAAAGGUGGGAAAGGAACUCACAUCCCCUGGGUAUGAUGUGUCGCCUAUUCGUGGCCGCAAGUGA
Cladocopium goreaui is the source of this 1893-nucleotide messenger RNA. Lineage: Eukaryota; Dinophyceae; Suessiales; Symbiodiniaceae. The record is from the annotation of a GenBank genome assembly.